This is a messenger RNA of Nematocida ausubeli, 2697 nucleotides long. RefSeq lists its product as uncharacterized. Gene Ontology annotation, cellular component: transcription factor TFIIIC complex. Lineage: Eukaryota; Fungi; Microsporidia. Gene Ontology annotation, molecular function: protein binding. Gene Ontology annotation, biological process: transcription by RNA polymerase III. The coding region runs from base 1 to 2697 and encodes 898 amino acids. The transcript has a single exon. The record is from RefSeq and is a predicted model, not a curated record.
AUGGUGUACUUAAGCUGGCUAACAAAAACCCCAAAUAUUGAAGAACUAGGGGGAUUUGAAGAGUACAUUAAGAGGGAAAAGGAAGAAUCCGUGAGAAUAAUGAAGAGAAGACUUAAAAAAGGAAAAACCACAGAUAGACAAAUUGCUGAAGACACUUUAGGAGCAGCAAAUAAACUAUACGCAAAAGGAGAUUUCCUAGGGGCAAUCAACAAAAUAAAAGAAGCCCUGACCUACCACAGUACAAAUGACAAUGCGUACUAUCUGCUUGGUGUUAUAUACGAAGAACAAGAAGAAGCAGAAAAGGCAUUUAAUGCAUUUUUAAUUUCAGCCAGUAUUAAAAGGACAGAUAUUACACUAUGGAAGAGACUAUAUGAGUACAAGAGAAGAGAAGAUGACUUAGAGUACCAAGUAUAUAUACUGAAGAAAAUAAAAAAAUUAAAACCAACGAAUGAAGUACUAGAAGACCUUCUGGAGAUAUACGAGAGACAGAAGAAUCAAAGUAAAAUAUUUGAGAUAAAAGCAGAGAUGAUGGGACCUGAAUUUCCUGCUGAGAUAAUAUUUGAGAUUCUAGAGAAUAUUCGUACGUUAAAGAAUAGAGUGAAAAUAAUAGAGAUAAUUAGUAGGGCACUUGAUAGAGAGAAAGUAUUUGCUGACUUAUCAGACAGGUUUAUCAUAGGAUAUGUUGACUUACUGUUCACUCAGGGCCAUUAUUCCCUUCUUUCUCAACUGAAUAAUUCAUUACAAUACUGUAAGAAGACGGUUAUUUGUAUUAGAUCUCAAAUAAUUCUGUUUUUUUCUGUAAUUAUAUCUGAGAUUAUGAAUAAGUGCCAGAUUUGCACAGGAAAUAGUCUUUGUACAUGCAGGGAUACAGCAGAUAUCGAUGCCUCUUAUAAUAUCUUAAUUGAAACAAGCAAAAAAACUGCCAUAAUUAACGUAAUUUUCAACACAGAAGCACUCUCAGAUCCAAUACAUCUGCACCUAACAGGUUACCUAAUAGAUAUACUAAUUAAAAUGCGUAAAUAUAAGCUGUCUGUUAAGUUAUUACUAAUUAUUAAUGGCCAUAUGGACAGAAUACUUAGUCAGAAGGACAGUCUAAAGAGUGUAAAUUUAAUUAGAGACAGAAUCCUUCAUGAGAGUAUAAAUAUUAAGAAGAGAAUUGCCUUUAUAUACGACAGACUAAAGGAAUAUGAUAAGAGUAUCAUGCAUUACAAGGCAAUUUUGGAUGGAGGGUACGCAGAUACAAUGCAAAGUGUCUUAGAAGAAGUAAAAAUGAGAAUAUCUGAGAUCUACAAAAAAACCGGUAAUAUUGAUCUAGCACUGGAAUAUGCACUCCAGAUACAAACAGCAACAAUAUCAACUGAUCUACAAAGAGAAGACCUUCUAUUUUAUACAGAAAUAGGGUGCAUGCAUAUGAGAUCUCUACUGUACAAGGCCAUGCACAUAUACAGUGAUGAUAAAAUAGCAUAUGAUCCAUCUGUUAGAACAUAUUUUAUCCGUUCAGCACAAGAAUUAGUACAAUUUCUGUUGAAAAACACUUUUGUUUUUGCAAAAAAAAAGAAAAAAAGAAGUCUUCAGGAGACAGAUCAUACUCCUGCACCAGAGGAACAACUUAUUAGUACAAAAGAAUUUGAGACAGAUUAUGAUCUACUCCAUGGGACAAGUGGUCUUGGUAAAGUAUUCUCUAAUGAAGUAUCUGAGGAGAUAUCAGCUGGGAAAAAAGUCUAUUUUGACAUGCUUGCGUCUUUGCUUGGGGGACUUACAGUGAAAGAAUGGCAUGGUAUUAUAUACAGAUAUAUCACAGCACUGCAUUAUAAUGGAUCUAAUGAAGCUGCAAUUCUUCUCCUUAGGAAGGUCUUGACAUCUCCUGUACUGCGCAGUUUAUUCGAAGAAUACACUUUUCUUCUGUGGUUGCUCAUCAGGAUAUCAAAGGACACAAAGGACAUUGAGUCAUUGCAUUGGGGAAUUACCCAUAUGGUGCGGUAUUAUGCUCACAGGGCAGGUGUAGAUGCAGUUUCCUUCUAUUAUUUGUGCUAUUUUCUUAUCAGUCAGGUGCCUAGAUUUCACAGAAAAUCAGAAUAUUACAAAUUCCAGAAGAAUGUUCAAAGGAAUCUCAGGAGAAAGAGUCUUUCCAGGGGUACUGGUGCCCAGAAUAUUCUUACAAUUUUAUGUUUCUCUUAUAUGCCUAGCUUUAUAUACACUGACACAGCAGCCCGUUUGGAGAAAUAUGUUGAAGACUCUGUGGUACUCCAGGCUAAUACGACCUUAUUAGACAUAUUCAGGGCAAUUGCACUAUCAUCACUAUUUCUGACGCAUGCAUCCAGCAGGAAGGUUGUAGACAGGGAUAGAUACAUUAAGAAAGGCAUAAAAAUACUGCAGGAAUACACUAUUUACUUUAAAGAAUCACAUAAUCACAGUGAAAAUAAAGUGACAGUUAGAAGUGAAAAUGGAUUAAUUGAAUAUACAGUGUAUGUAGACAUACGGGAAGACCAAACAUACGCAGAGGAUGAUCCAACUGAGAAAUUGGGUCUACUGCAGUAUAAUCUUGCUAGGGCAUUUCACCAGUAUAAAUUGUACGGUCUUGCAGAGAACCUGUACAUUGAGUCUGCAAAGCACACAAGAAACAAAGAACUUCUGUCUCUCCUGCAAAUCAACACAUUCCUCCUGGGAAAACCAUUGAAAGUAUCAGUUCUUCAAUGA